Messenger RNA from Ostertagia ostertagi, 609 nucleotides. The record is from the annotation of a GenBank genome assembly. NCBI's taxonomy places the organism in Eukaryota, Metazoa, Nematoda, Chromadorea, Rhabditida, Trichostrongylidae.
AUGGCAUCGGCGCCCCACCUGGUGUUCCUGGAUAUAGAAAUGCCCGGCGGCAAUGGUUUUGACCUGUUGCGGAUGUUCACAAAGAUCGAUUUCGAAGUUGUUUUCAUUACUGCCUAUAAUCAAUACGCUGUUCGGGCUUUUCGCGAACAUGCAUUGGAUUACCUGCUGAAACCGGUGGAUAUUGAUGCAUUGCAGGAAGCCGUGGCCCGGGCAGAACAGCAAUCCGGGCUGAAGGAAACCGGUCAUAAACUGGAGCAAUACCUGCAGCAACCGCAGGGGACGGGCAAGAUCUCAAUUCCGGUACAAGAUGGGUAUCUGUUCAUCAAUAGCUAUGAAAUUGUGCGUUGCGAAGGUGCGGGCAGUUAUAGUCUCUUCUACCUGGCCAACGGGAAAAAGCAAAUCGUAAGUAUGCGGCUGAAGGAGUGUGAAGAGCUAUUGCCAGCCACCCAGUUUUUCCGUGUGCACAACUCUCAUAUUGUGAACCUGAAAUACGUAGCCCGUUACGUCCGCGGGCGCGGCGGUAAUAUCCAGAUGCUGGACGGCAGCAUGGUCGAUGUAUCGGUGAGCCGUAAAGAUGCUUUCCUGGAAAUGAUGCGGCGGCAUUCCUAA